Messenger RNA from Dicrocoelium dendriticum, 654 nucleotides. Lineage: Eukaryota; Metazoa; Platyhelminthes; Trematoda; Plagiorchiida; Dicrocoeliidae. The record is from the annotation of a GenBank genome assembly.
AUGGAUUUUAUACCUUUAAAAUUUUAUCGCAAUUUCUUGCACGUACAUCUCUACGGGCCUAUUACGAACACCUUUACGCGUUGGACGCGGAGUUCCUUGGAAACAUCGACCGGACGCACACUACACUCGGUCCCUUUAUGGCAGAGCAAAGGCGAAUUAUUUGCUCUAGUGACUACAAACUUUUCAUUUGAGUGGAUAGCAAUUAUUCAUCGCAAGGCCAGAUUCUCGAGAUGUGUGGUCGAACGGCUUGACACAUUACCCAAGAAAUGUACAUUGAACAUUCGCUAUCAGUCUUCAUCCAAAGGCAAAACGACAACAGUUGUACCUCGUUGGAAUACAACAAAGGGAUCCAGCGCUUACGUUCCUUCAUAUAACAUCGCUCCUGGAUCCUAUUCGGUCCCGUCGCCACCCUCCGCGGCUCUCUCCUCGCUACUCAACUACCUCCACCCGACGCGGUCAGCGCCCGCUCCCAUCCGCCCUCAGGUCCCCCACUCGCCGCCCCUGCCCCCUUCAUCCGCCCGCCCCCCGUUGCUUCCUAAUCCUCCCAGGGCCUCCCCCUCGCUCCCGCGGCACCCCGAACUCCCUCGGGGCCCAUACUGCCCCCCCUCCCUCCACGCUCACGCUCCCUCUGCCCCUAACCUCCCGGCUCGAUAG